UAGACCUCGGGACUCAACCCGCUCCAGAGCACAGCUGAGCCGAGCCCACCUGGUGAGAAGCCCCUGGACUGGGGGGUGGGAGGGGAACUCGCCUUAACUCUUCUGAGUCGCCUCUCUGAUCCCAGUCCCUUCCCCACAGACCCUGGUGGCUGACACGCACCCACGCCCUUCUACUCCCCAGGGACCUAUCGGGUCCCCUUGCCCCUCUUGAUCAAGGCUGCUGCAUUCUAGGCCCGUUAGAGUAUUGAGUUCCGGCCCUUCACCCCCUUUCCCUCCCUCUCCUUUCACAGAUCCGGGGUCCCGGCCACCAGUGCCCUCCUUCUUAGGACCCAGGAGUCCCAGCUCUCUGGUCCUUCCUCCCCCAGGCUCCAGGCGUUGGGGCCCUCUCCACGUCCUCCCUUACAACUAGGAGUCUGGGCUCCCAGCCCCCUCCUCCCCCAGGAUCCAGAAGUCCAGGUCCCCAGCCCAGCCUUGGCAAUGACCCUGGCGGCUUCCUCCCAGCGCUCCCAAAUCAUUCGCUCCAAGUUCCGAUCUGUCCUCCAGCUUCGGAUCCACAGACGGUAUCAGGACCCAAGCCUCUCAGGGUCCUUCGCCACCUCUCCAGUCUCGGAUCCAGAUCCGUGGAUCUCGGCCACAGACUCGGCUCUGGCUCCAGCCCCAGCCUCACCCUCGGCCCGGGCCCCUUUCCUCUUCAGCCCUGGAGUCCUUCUCCCUGAGCCAAAACACUGCCCCUGGAGGUCCCUGAAGGAGUCUCCCAAGAUCUCCCAACACUGGAGGGAGCCCAAGCUCAAGGGGAAUUUGACAUACCACCAGUACAUGCCCCCAGAGCCGAGACAAAGGUCCAGGGCAGACCCUGGGGCUGAAGGGUCGGCCCUGGGUCGCCCUGGACCACCUCCGUGGGAAGGGACAAACUCACAGCAGCCACCUCCUAGGAUGAAGCCCACUCGCCUCACUCCCUCCCCAGUAGGAGUCCCCAGCCCCUCGUCCCCGCCACACAAGUUGGAACUUCAGACCCUCAAACUGGAGGAGCUGACGGUCUCAGAGCUCCGGCAGCAGCUGCGCCUGCGGGGCCUCCCGGUGUCGGGGACCAAGUCGAUGCUCCUGGAGCGCAUGCGCGGCGGCGCCCCGCCCCGCGAGCGGCAGAAGCCGCAGCGGGAGGACGGUGCCGUGGGUGCUCCCUGGCCUCGCUUCCGGCCCAAGGCUUUGGGAGCCGCCCGGAGGCCGGGCUCGUUCAAGCAGUGUCCAACAUCUCACUCACUGCCUGCUUCACGUGCCGCGGAAACCCUUGAGACGGCUUUGGCUCCUCCUCCGGCUCUGGCUCCUGCUCCGGCUCCGACUGCAACGACGGCUCAGACUCCAGCUUCAGUGCCGAUCCCUUCCUCAGCUCCAGCCUCGACAGCCCUGACACUGGAGGAGGAGCUGCAGGAAGCGAUCCGCAGAGCGCAGGUGAGAGAGAGCGGGCCAAGGGUCUCAGUCAGGAUCAGACUGGAGUCCCAGGUUCACGUCAGUUUUGCCCGUCCGCAGUUGCUUCCGAACCGGGGCAUCGAUGACAUCCUGGAGGAUCAGGUGGAGCCUGAGGACCCGCUGCCCCCCAUCCCCCUGGACUUCCCCGGCUCCUUUGAUGUGCUGUCCCCCUCCCCGGACUCUGAAGGCCUCUCAUCUGUCUUCUCUUCCUCGCUUCCAUCCCCCACGAACACCCUGUCCCCCUCCCCCAGGGACCCCACGGACUCCUUGGAUUGGCUGGAGGCUCUGAGUGGGGGUCCCCCGCUGGGCUGUGGCCCCCCAGCCCCCAGCAUUUUCUCUGCUGACUUAUCUGAUUCCAGUGGCACCAGGCUGUGGGACCUGCUGGAGGAUCCAUGGUGAUGGAUUUUGGGGUUUCCAGGGACUGUGAACUGGUAGGGAUGGAGAUGUCACAGGGAUAGACUGCCUGAGGGAGGGUUGGAACAACCAGCAGAGCCCCUCCCACCACAAACACAAAAUCAGAGACAACUCUCAUCCCCCCCCCGGCCCCUGCACUGCUGCUGACAUGCCAACCUCCUGACUUCUGCCUGACCUCCAUAUGAUCCCCUCCAUCAUUGUGUGGUUGGGGGCAAAGAGGUUUCAUUUGCUGCUGACCGCGGCAAACAAGCUGCUUGCUGCUUUCUUCAGAGACCUCAUGGAUUUUUUUGUUCCCACCUUCAUCGCCCUAUCCCACCUACUAGAUGACUGCCUGUUGCUGGGGUCUAGAAGGUGGUCUAUACUUUUUUGAUGCAGGAGAGGGGCAGGGAAGAGUGGAGCGAGAGAGAGUAGUUUGCUAGACCCUUGGCUUCUGGUUGGAGAUGAGAAAAAUCAGAUGUGUCAUAUAUGAGGUCAGAUUCUCUUGGAAGCAGUGUCUGAGACCAGAUUCGUGUAUCCAUGAUUUAGUAAAGAAAUGCUCCCAGGAGAAACCAAUGAAGGAAUAGAUGAAACAGGACAGUGAUGGGGAAGAAAACCAGCAAGAGUGUGACUUCACGUGAAGUCCCACCCUCAGCCUGAUCCUGUGGGGAGCUCUAGAGGAUAAAUUAAGUUGCAGAGUCUUUUCCACCUGGAGGCAAAGGGAACUGAGACUUUGCUGCAAAGGAAGAUCCCUGUUUGGGUUUAUUAUUGCUGAAUAACAAACCACCCCAAAAUUUAGAGUCUUAACAACUGUCUAUGAUUGUUCACAAUUCUGUGGGUUGACUGGGCUCAGUAAGGCAGUUCUUCGGCACCAUAUGAUGUCAACUAAAGCUGCAGUCAUCUUAGGGCCCAGCUGGGCUGGAACAUCCAAGAUGGCUCACUCAGUUGCAUCUGGCACCUUGGCAGGGAUGACUAGUAGGCUUGACCCUACUGGGCUGUGGGAUAUCUGGACUUCUCUCAUUCUCCGUGUGGUAUCAGUGCUCUCCCUCUCCCAUGUAGUUUCUUUCUCCAGCAGGUAGCUGGACCCCUUACAUGGUAGCUCAGGGCUCCCCAAAGUGAGCAUUCCUAGGGGAGGAAGCAGAAACUUCUAGUCUCUUAAAGAAUAAGCUUGGAACUGGCAUAACAUCACUUCCACCACAUUCUAUUAGUUAAUGCAAGUCAGGGUAGCCAGGGCUAAAUAUGGAAGAAGACUACACAAAUGUGUGAGUACUGGGGGCAUGGUCAUUGCGCACUGUCUUUGAAGACCUGCCACUACACCCCUCUAGGCAGUCAUGGGCCACAGAUCAUGAGAAGGGGGCAGAAUAUAAAUUUUCAGGCACCUCAAACCCAAGGGCAGUCCUGGGAGCAAGGUUGCAGGGUAAGCCCUUAGCAGCAAAGUGUUUUAAAAUAUAGGUUUAUUAUCAUUCAGGUAUGGUGAGGCCAAUAGAUCCAGAGACAAUUGCCAUUGAAAAGACAGUUUGCUACUUUCAUAGAUCCCAAAGGAAGGGGGCAUGCCAAGCCAUGCAGGGUUAUAUGGGGGAGCACCAGGGUCAGUCAGGAGUUAGAGGGGAAGAUGAGAAACUAGGAAAAGAGUCUUUAUUGUGGUUUCCUCUGGAAGGAACAGAUGAGGCAGGGUAAGCUUAGGAUUGUCAAGUUUACAUAAUUUCAGCAGGCUUUAGGGUGUAUGGGUUGUCCCCAGUUGCCUGGAACUUAGCCUGGGGGUGGGGGUGGGGAGGUGGGGUGUGGAUUAGGCAGAUGAAUAGUGGCCUGAAGUAUAGAACACCAUAAAGGAAGUGGUUGGGGGCAUGGGCUCUGAGUUGGCUGGUUUGCAUGCCAAAGGCAUGCUUACGUGUGAGUCCUUUAUUACCUCUAGGAAUUGGCUAGCCCUGGGAGGGACAGUCCCUUCAAUGUCAUCAAGGCCUCAGAUGUCAAAGCACCAGAAAUACAGAAAAUAAAAAGAUGUGAUUAAUGCAUAAAGCAUGCAGAAGCUGGGUAUUGGGUGCACAGAACUGGUAAGAGGAAUCUGAGGGGACCUGGGCAGGCCACCAACAGUGUCCACAACAGGUAGGAAUGUACAGUGGAUUAGCUAUGUGUUACAGGACCUAGAGCCAAGACUUCCCCUGGCUUGCUGUCAUGCCAGUUUCCUCAUCUGUACCUAAAGCCCAUGUGGCUGAGAGAGUUCACUGAGACUGUCCGUGAACCAGACCUGGACUGUGGCAUGUGGCAUGUGAUAAAUAUUAAUCACCAUUAUUAGCUGCUGAUCAACAAUUCUACUGCCGUGAAGUGUGUAAACUCUGGUGAACACUGAAGAUCCAAGAUGAAAAUGGAAGGGAGUGAAUGCUUGUUGCUAUGAGGCAAAGGGAAUCUUCAGUGUCUUCCAAACCAAUCAUGUAGAAUUUGUCAUCCUCCCUUUCUAGAGGAAAUGAAGAUCAGAGAAGGGGAAUGACCUGCCCAGUGUCACACAGUCAGGAGGUGUUGGAGUAGGGUUUUAAAUCAGAUUAAUAAAUCCACAGCCUGUGCCCUCAGGGCUGAAAAAUCGAAGAGCCUCAAUCUGUGCUCUGAUGAAGCUCAGGCAUUUGCAAAGAGAGAGUCCCAGUGCAGGGUAGUAAGUAUUUUCACGGCAAUGGUACAAGGGAUAGGAGGGGUAUGACUCCUAGAAAAUAACCAGAAGCUGCAGGGGAAUGGGACAGGGUGGUGGGACAAAGAAAACAUUUUUGCUAAGAGUCAAAGGAUGAGGAGGAGCUGGUCAGAGGAACCCCUUGGAAGACAGCAUCCUUACAGAGGGAGAAGAACAUGUGAAGACUUGAAGAUGUGAAGGACGCUGCCACCUGGAGAACCUUGUGAGAUCAGGGUUCCUGGGAUAAAAGAUACUCAAACCCCCACCACGUGGAAGAAGUUAAUUGUAUGCUGCCCACAAGCACAAAGACCCUAGGCUGGUUGGAACCAGAAGGUUGAUGAUGCUGACUCCCAGUCAUCACUACCAACCAAUCAGGAGAAUGUCCAAGAGCUGAUCACACACCCCACAACCCCUCUCCUUCACCCCAUCUUUAAAAAUCUUUCCAUGAAAGCCAUUGGGAAGUUUGGGUCUUUUAAGCACUAGCUACCUGGACUCCUUGCUUGGCAUCCUGCAAUAAACACUGCACUUUCCUUUACCAUGA
Messenger RNA from Hippopotamus amphibius kiboko, 5051 nucleotides. RefSeq names its product MEF2 activating motif and SAP domain containing transcriptional regulator (gene MAMSTR). Gene Ontology annotation, cellular component: nucleus. Gene Ontology annotation, biological process: regulation of transcription by RNA polymerase II. The transcript is spliced from 10 exons. Gene Ontology annotation, molecular function: transcription coregulator activity. The coding region runs from base 478 to 1863 and encodes 461 amino acids. The record is from RefSeq and is a predicted model, not a curated record. Lineage: Eukaryota; Metazoa; Chordata; Mammalia; Artiodactyla; Hippopotamidae.